AUGGCCGAUAUUGAUUAUUCCACGUCUCCUGAACGCUACGUCGCGCGCUCGCAGCUGUGCUCAUCACCAGUUCCUGACAAGAUGAGCAGGAUGACCAAAAGCAAAUCCGGAAGCGGCGGGGACCUUCGUGUUAAGCCCGAACAGCAAGAGAGGAUGCAAGGCACCCGGGGCAGCGCCGCCACAAAGAGCAGCCCGAAGGCUGCUACCACACCGGUCAAGUCUUCGCCUCUGAAAAUUCGCCUCAACCGCAUCACGGUACGCUCGGCACCUUCGUCGCCGUUCGCGGCCCGGCAGCUCGGCUCGUCGCCGGGGAAGAGGAAGCAGGGCAGUGAGGUUGCUAGUAGCUCUGUGGAGACGGGCUGGAGUCAGUGGGCAGAGCGGGACAAACAGCAGCAGCAACAGCAGCUGGACGGUGCAGACGACGAGGAAGGAUCGCCAUCAAAGAAGCUGCGAUGGGGGAAUCUCUCUUGA
Messenger RNA from Microdochium trichocladiopsis, 471 nucleotides. RefSeq lists its product as uncharacterized. The transcript has a single exon. The coding region runs from base 1 to 471 and encodes 156 amino acids. Lineage: Eukaryota; Fungi; Ascomycota; Sordariomycetes; Xylariales; Microdochiaceae. The record is from RefSeq and is a predicted model, not a curated record.